CGCAGGGGUGCCACAGUCCACGAAGACUCGGACCUCGAAAGCGGUGAGAGCGUUUGCACACAAGAAGAGGAGGCCUUGCUACGCUCUCCGGGGGAUGCCAAAGGUGCUUGUUCGGCAUCAAAGAAAAGGCCUAGGGCAAAACCCAGUAAGGAGGGGUUGAAGGCUAAAGCCAUAUACAAGGCGGCGGUCAAAGUCCACGAGAGACUUAGCUGCAAGUCCAACUGGACGAAGGAAGAGGAGGAAAGGUUGGCUUGGGCUAAGGAGAAAAUGGAGGAAGGCCGGGCGUACUACGCGACAAGGCCACGAUUCACUGCCACGGAUCCGGGAUUCGCAAACCGGAUAGAGGAAGGAAUCGCGGCUAAAAGGCAGCGGUCAGCUGAAAGCGAGACAGCAAGGCCAGCCAAAAAAUCGAGGCGCAGAGACGACGCUGCAAAGCCAAACGUCAGGCUCGAUCUAGAGAGACCGACUACAUCGAGAGCGGCGGCAAUGGCCAGUGAGAUAGCCAGAAGACACCUUAUCGUGGCACUCAUAGACCGGAGCAAUCCGCUGGGACAAAUCUCUCAGGAGCGCUGGGGAGCAGUAGAGCAUAAGCUGCUGGAUGCGCUCGUCGCAAAAAUGGAUGGGGACCCCACCACGACCAUGCCAACUUUCGAUGGUGCGGGGUGGCUAAAUGGGGUGAAAAUAAUAAGAUGCAAGGACGAUCCCUCUCUACUAUGGGUAAAGGAAGCUGUUGCGACGCUUCAAGGCCUGUGGGAGGCCGCCGUCUUGGAGGUUGUGGACCGCAGCUGCAUACCAUCCAUACCGAAAGCGAAGGUGCUCAUACCCCGCACGGUAAAACCGGAGAAUGCGCUGCGGCUUCUGCAGAGACAGAACCCAGACGUGCCGACGGGAGAUUGGAGGGUGUUAAAGGUCACCAACUCCUGUAAGGAGGAUGGCAGCCAAAAUUACAUCCUCCAAAUCAACAAGCCGGCCGAAGACAUACUAUACGCUAGGUUCGGGAAGAUGGCGUGGGGCAUAGGUAGCGUAUACCUUCGCCUGAAGAAGCGAAGCCUGGCCGAUAACAAUGCUAACACGCUGGAGGAGCGAGAGGUCGAGAAGGAUCUGGGAGAGAUCCUGGAGGCCACCUUGAAGCUCCAGGAGACCGAGAAGGGCGAUCCGGAGAUUCUACCCGACCCCGAAAAGAAUCCUGAUCCUUGCAGUGAAGGUUCUUCAAAUAAAUCUGCAUAA
Molecule: messenger RNA, 1227 nt
Organism: Rhagoletis pomonella (apple maggot)
Lineage: Eukaryota; Metazoa; Arthropoda; Insecta; Diptera; Tephritidae
Exons: 1
Source: RefSeq, a predicted model, not a curated record